Molecule: messenger RNA, 938 nt
Organism: Frankliniella occidentalis (western flower thrips)
Lineage: Eukaryota; Metazoa; Arthropoda; Insecta; Thysanoptera; Thripidae
Exons: 4
Coding region: 228-938 (236 amino acids)
Source: RefSeq, a predicted model, not a curated record
UGUUGCGCGGUCAUGGCAACUUCCCGCUCCGCCAUAAUGUAGGCGGAAGCUCAUAAAAACAGAAAACAAAAAAAAAAUGUUCCUAAAUUUUAAGUGUUUGUUUCAAUAAUGUCAAGAAGCAGGUCUGCAAUGGAGAAGAGACAAGUCCAAUAACAAAGACACAAAUCGUUAGAGGAGUAGUUCAUUUAACCGCGUCUACAGAAACUAUGAACUGAAAGGGUGAAAAAAUGGACAUAGACGCGUUAACGAUCGGUACAACAGACUACGAGGACCUAAUGAUAAACGACUCGGCUGACAACAUGUCCUCGGAGGCCCGCGGCCUCACGGCCCCCCUGGUGGGUCUCGCGGGGGGCGACGGCGCAGGGGUGCAGCUCGCCGCCUACAACUACACGUCGCUGGAGUCCAUCGUGUCCGAGGUGUGGGAGCGGCGGCCGGGGCUGCCGGGCGUGCAGCUGCACGAGGCGUGUGUCCUGCUGCUGAGCGCGCUCGUCGUGGGCGUGCACGGGCUGGCGGGCUUGCUGCAGAGCGCGCUCUCGCCGCACGCCGUGUGGGCCCUGCUGCACGCCGGGCUGGUCCUGGGCUGCCUGUACGCGCUCGCCUCCAUGUGCAUGGCCGUGCACGCCGCCCUCUGCCGGCGGUUCAUUCUCGACGACGAGGAGGACGCCGACGAGAAGGCGGCGCCGGCGAGCGCACAGGAGGAGGAGCCGCCGCUGGAGAGCUUCGUGUCGGCGCAGCUGGAGAAGGAGGAGCGAGUGCAGCGAUGGAUAGACAACCUUUGCGCGACGCGCGACCAGGUCAACCUGGAGGCGUGCGGGGAGAUGGAGGGGCGGAACAUGGAGGCCGAGGUGUCCAGCGCGGACCUGCUGGGCGACGGCCAGCCCCCGCCCACCCCUACGAAGUGGGUAACUGUCAAUGAAGUGAACAUAGUGCGCAUUUAA